Molecule: messenger RNA, 486 nt
Organism: Phycomyces blakesleeanus NRRL 1555(-)
Lineage: Eukaryota; Fungi; Mucoromycota; Mucoromycetes; Mucorales; Phycomycetaceae
Exons: 3
Coding region: 1-486 (161 amino acids)
Source: RefSeq, a predicted model, not a curated record
AUGGAACAAAAUGGUAUCUACAAAGUCUACAUUGAAGAUGUCAGUACUUUUAGGAUGAUUAUGUGGAGAUGCAGACAAUCGGGCUGUGAUGAGAUCUUGAGUCCGAUUGUGGCUAGGGAUCCCACUGGUAGUAGUGGGUCUAGUAAAGACGAUCCGAGGUACUGCCGAAAGUGUCAACAAACUGUGACAAAUCCGGUGGCAAGCUAUUAUGUUACGAUGCUUGUUUGUGAUAUGGCCAAAGAUAAACUGACAGAAUAUAAGCUCUAUUCUGGUGCUGUCGAAACCCUGAUUGGCUGUGAAGUAGACGAAUUACUUGAAGCAAGUAUGAUUGAUGAUGUUCCUGAUUUAUUGGAAUUGUUAAGGAUCGCUCUCAGGGGAUCAUUAUGUGAUAUAUUUCUACGGUCUGAAAAGAAGGAUGAAGAUGUUGUUAGCAGCAUAUACCUUCAUGGAAGAAAUGGUCUUCAAAUGUUGUUCUUGAAGAAUUGA